GUGCUACGAUUUCGUGUUGGCAAGUCCCGCAGGGCGUGUCGUGCAGUGCAGCUAUAACUUCUCCCGACUGCGAUGGUUUUUGCAGUAUCCAGCUGUCAGGAAGUGUUCAGACUCGGUGCAGUAUAGUGCAGAAACCGUCAUCAGUAAUGGAAUCAGUAAGUGCAGCCAGCACCCACUUCACCUUGGACCUGUUUAAAAAGAUCACCAGCAACAACAAAACGGGCAAUGUUUUCUUUUCGCCGAUCAGCAUCUCCUCAUCCCUGGCCAUGGUGUACCCCGGAGCCAGGGGAGACACGGCCACGGAGAUGUCCAAGUGUCUUCAUUUCUAUCGAGCUGGGGAUAAUCUUCAUGAUGGAUUCAACAAGCUCUUCUCUGAACUUAAUAAAGCGGAAGCCGCAUAUUCAUUGAGCUUAGCCAACCGUCUGUAUGGAGAGAAGUCCUACGAGUUUGUUGAGAAAUUCCUUGCUGACACGAAGAAGCACUACCAGGCUGAGUUGGAGCCAGUGGACUUCAGAUUUGAUGCAGAGGCAGCCAGGGUGAACAUUAACACCUGGGUGGAGAAGCAGACUCAAGGCAAAAUCAAGAAUUUACUUGCAAAUGGAGUUGUUGACUCUCUGACUACACUUGUGCUGGUGAAUGCGAUCUAUUUUAAGGGUAACUGGGAGAAAAAAUUUAAAGAAAGUGCCACAAGAGAACAGCCAUUUAAACUUAAUAAGAAUGAUACCAAACCAGUGAAGAUGAUGUACCAGAAAAGCAAGUUUAACUUCACUUUCAUUCCAGAAGUUCAGUGUCAGAUUCUGGAGCUGCCCUAUAUUGGUAAUGAGCUAAGCAUGCUCAUCAUGCUUCCAUCUGUAAUGGAAGAUGAUUCCACUGGCCUGGAGAAGCUGGAACAGCAGCUCACAUAUGACAACCUCAUGGAGUGGACGAGGCCUGACAUGAUGGAAUAUGUCACUGUUAAUGUGGGACUGCCCAGGUUCAAGAUGGAAGACAGCUAUAACAUGAAGGAGACCCUGAGUGGCAUGGGUAUGGUGAAAGCCUUUGAUGGGGGUGACUUCUCUGGCAUGUCUCCCAGAAAUGACCUGCUGCUGUCGGAAGUGGUACACAAGGCUUUUGUGGAGGUAAAUGAAGAAGGCACAGAAGCUGCUGCUGCUACAGCAGCUGUCAUGAUUAUGCGCUGUGCACCAUUGCCACCUACGUCCUUCAUUGCAGACCACCCCUUCCUUUUCUUAAUCAGACACAACCCUUCGAAGAGCAUCCUCUUCUAUGGUCGUUUUUGCUCCCCUUGAAUUGGUAAACAUCAGAGGGUUGUAUUACUGGCAUACUGUUUAAAAAAAAAAAAAACCAGAUAUGCAAUAAUGGUUCUGCAAUAUACCUGGCCUUAAUGGUAACGUAAUAAAACCAGGCGUAUAUUUUAUAUUUAACUGCCUUUCAGCAUCUACUGAAACUGCCUACCUGCACUUCUAAAAACAAAAUUUAGGUGGUCCUUGUAUUUUAAAGAUACAUGGGGAAAAAAUUUUGUACUAGCUUAACGCCAAAGAAUUUGUCUUUGAACUUUCUGAAUAAAGGAAUUGAAUUUGUUUGUGGCACACA
Molecule: messenger RNA, 1590 nt
Organism: Scleropages formosus (Asian bonytongue)
Lineage: Eukaryota; Metazoa; Chordata; Actinopteri; Osteoglossiformes; Osteoglossidae
Product: leukocyte elastase inhibitor-like
Exons: 7
Coding region: 147-1286 (379 amino acids)
Biological process (GO): negative regulation of endopeptidase activity
Molecular function (GO): serine-type endopeptidase inhibitor activity
Source: RefSeq, a predicted model, not a curated record